Messenger RNA from Daldinia decipiens, 1051 nucleotides. Its product is annotated as polysaccharide lyase family 20 protein. The coding region runs from base 55 to 873 and encodes 272 amino acids. Lineage: Eukaryota; Fungi; Ascomycota; Sordariomycetes; Xylariales; Hypoxylaceae. The transcript is spliced from 2 exons. The record is from RefSeq and is a predicted model, not a curated record.
AAGACCAUAACUUUAUAGGGAUAACAAAUUCUUUCAUCUUUCUUCCUAGCCAACAUGGUUCAUAUUAAUCCAUUGAACGUGCUCUUCGCUCUUGGCUUAACGGUUGUUCAUGCUACGCAGUUUUGGCACAACACCGGAACGAAGGCCGGAUGGGACACCUUUACACACGAACACAAAGGCACCGUCGAUGAAGUGACAGACCAGGUUUACAAGGGUCCUACGGCUCUUCGAAUGACACAAAUCCAUGAUCCGGGCUACAAUGGCCGGUAUCACUCUGAAGCUGUCAAGUAUAAUGUUUACCGCAAAGGCGACACUGGGUUUUACGGGUUUGCCUUCCGACUCCAGGAUGGCUGGCAGUUCAACCCGGCCCAGGGUUACAAUAUCGCCCAGUUUAUUGCCGAUUUCUCGGAUCUGAAGUGUGGCGAGGAUUAUAUGCCCAGUACUAUGGUCUGGAUCGACGGCGACCAGCUCGGAACCAGGGUCAAAUACGGCAACGUAUGCCCGACGAACCAGCAAAAGAUCAAGGAAUUCAAAAAGCUAAAAACGGUAACCGCGGGGGUAUGGCACCGCGUCGAGAUCCAAGCUAGCUGGAAGAGCGACAACACCGGGUUCUUCAAACUGUGGUACGACGGAGAGAAAGUAGUCGAAGCCUACAACCUCCCGACAACAGUGGGCGACGGGCGAUAUUUCCAGUUCAGAGUCGGGCUGUACGCCAAUGCUUGGCACGACCACGGCUACGAGGGUACUCAGGGAACUAGGCAGGUCUGGUACGACCAGAUUGCUGCGGGCUCUGCGUUUAAAGACGCGGACCCGAGUGGAUGGGUUGCGAGCACUAGUGGCAUGCGGUUUCAGCCAUCUUCCGAAGAUCUAUAGAUUUGGACAGGGGGUUCGUGUACAUAGUAGUCUAUGCACGACGAAGAUAGGUACCUAGGUAGGUAUGCCGUGUUAGGGGAUGAGCAUGUUCGGAGUCCUACAAACUGUUUAACCCCUGACUUUAGAGAGACGGGUCUGAUUUACAUAUUCUAUAGACGAUAUGUAUCUAAAUAUUAAC